This is a messenger RNA of Cyprinus carpio (common carp), 634 nucleotides long. RefSeq lists its product as uncharacterized. The record is from RefSeq and is a predicted model, not a curated record. Lineage: Eukaryota; Metazoa; Chordata; Actinopteri; Cypriniformes; Cyprinidae. Gene Ontology annotation, cellular component: EKC/KEOPS complex.
GGGAUCUGGCAACCGCGUUACAGUGUGUUCCUGCAAAUAUGGCAGCGUGCGAGCUGAAGGGAGAGCUGAAGUACCGAGAUGGACAGACAAACCAGUUUACAGUACAAGUAGAUGGCAAUUUGAAAUCAAUGAUAACUGGCAUUAAGAAAUUAAAUGCUGAUAUAUCUGAAGUUUUGACGGCUCUUGUUGAACAAGAAAGGGGCUCAGCGGUAAACAACACAGCAGAUGUAGAUGAUGAAGAGGAUGAGGACAGUGAUGAAGAGGAUAGUACCACAGAAACGGCCACCAAAAAGUCAAAGUCAGAACCUCCAAAGAAGCGGAUAAAGACUUUGCGGUCAUGAUCUUCAGAGCUGUCAUUGUAUUGUUAUGGCCUUUAUAAAGGAGUGUUGUUAUAUCAGUACCCUCCAGCACAUGAAAAACCUUGAUGUUGGAAUUUUGCCUUAUUUUGUUUAUGUAUUUCUUAAUUAUUUUUCAUAACUUCAGGUUACUCUAAAAGGCAAAAGGGAAAACUGUUUUAUCAAUAAAUUUUUCCUGUUAUAAAAAGUUAUAAAUUGACAGUUGUUAUCAGUACUUCGGUUUCUUCAGCAUGUAAUAAACCACUGUGCAAUAAACUGGAUUCAAACUGUCUGGAAAA